GUUCUGGACCAAAGGUCACUGUGUGCGUCAUCAUCCCGCGCCGACGCAGGAAGUGGCGACGCUCCUCGCGCGCGCCGGCCGCUGUUUCUUCUUUGGCUCCGGGACCGGCGGUGGCGGCAGCGGCGGCGGCGGCGCAGGGUGUUUUAACUCAAAUGGGUGAUGAAAAGGAUUCUUGGAAAGUGAAAACUUUAGAUGAAAUUCUUCAGGAAAAGAAACGAAGGAAGGAACAAGAGGAGAAGGCAGAGAUAAAACGCUUAAAAAAUUCUGAUGACCGGGACUCCAAGCGAGAUUCCCUUGAAGAGGGGGAGCUGAGAGACCACCGCAUGGAGAUCACAAUCAGGAACUCGCCGUACCGAAGAGAAGACUCCAUGGAAGACCGAGGAGAGGAGGAUGAUUCUUUGGCCAUCAAACCACCCCAGCAAAUGUCUCGGAAAGAAAAAGCUCAUCACAGGAAAGAUGAAAAGAGAAAAGAGAAACGUAGGCAUCGUAGCCAUUCAACAGAAGGGGGGAAGCACGCUAGAGUGAAAGAAAAAGAAAGGGAGCACGAACGUCGGAAACGACAUCGAGAAGAACAGGACAAAGCUCGCAGGGAAUGGGAAAGACAGAAGAGGAGAGAGAUGGCAAGGGAGCAUUCCAGGAGGGAGAGGGACCGCCUAGAACAGCUGGAACGAAAGCGAGAGCGAGAGCGCAAGAUGCGGGAGCAGCAGAAGGAGCAGCGGGAGCAGAAGGAGCGGGAACGGCGGGCCGAGGAGCGGCGCAAAGAGCGCGAGGCCCGCCGGGAAGUGUCUGCACAUCACCGAACAAUGAGAGAGGACUACAGUGACAAGAUAAAAGCCAGCCACUGGAGCCGUAGUCCACUGCGGCCGCCCAGAGAGCGCUUUGAUCUCGGAGACACCCGGAAGUCAGGUGAGCCCAGGCCAGUGCCCGCUCAGAGGCCAGCACAGUUUAAAGAAGAGAAGAUGGAAGAACGCGACCUGCUGUCCGAUUUACAGGACAUCAGUGACAGUGAGAGGAAAACCAGCUCAGCUGAGUCCUCAUCAGCAGAAUCAGGGUCGGGCUCUGAGGAGGAAGAGGAGGAAGAGGAGGAGGAGGAGGGCAGCACCAGUGAAGAGUCGGAGGAGGAGGAGGAAGAGGAGGAGGAGGAAGAGGAGGAGGAAGAGACCGGGAGCAACUCCGAGGAGGCAUCUGAACAGUCUGCGGAGGAAGUGAGUGAAGAAGAAAUGAGUGAAGACGAAGAGCGAGAGGAUGAAAACCGCCUCCUGGCUGUUCCAGAGUCACGAUUUGACCGAGAUUCCGGUGAAAGUGAAGAAGGGGAAGAAGAAGUGGGUGAGGGGACCCCGCAGAGCAGCGCCCUGACCGAGGGGGACUACGUGCCUGACUCCCCAGCCUUGUCGCCCAUCGAGCUCAAGCAGGAGCUGCCCAAGUACUUGCCGGCCCUGCAGGGCUGCCGGAGUGUGGAGGAGUUCCAGUGCCUGAACAGGAUCGAGGAAGGCACCUAUGGGGUGGUGUACAGAGCAAAGGACAAGAAGACAGAUGAGAUUGUGGCUCUGAAGCGGCUGAAGAUGGAGAAGGAGAAGGAGGGCUUCCCCAUCACGUCGCUGCGCGAGAUCAACACCAUUCUCAAGGCCCAGCACCCCAACAUUGUCACCGUCAGGGAGAUCGUGGUGGGCAGCAACAUGGACAAGAUCUACAUCGUGAUGAACUACGUGGAGCACGACCUCAAAAGCCUCAUGGAGACCAUGAAGCAGCCCUUCCUGCCAGGUGAGGUGAAGACCCUGAUGAUCCAGCUGCUGCGAGGGGUGAAGCACCUGCAUGACAACUGGAUCCUGCACCGAGACCUCAAGACCUCCAACCUGCUGCUUAGCCACGCCGGCAUCCUCAAGGUGGGCGACUUUGGGCUCGCGCGGGAGUACGGAUCUCCUCUGAAGGCCUACACCCCGGUCGUGGUGACCCUGUGGUACCGGGCCCCGGAGCUCCUCUUGGGUGCCAAGGAGUACUCCACGGCUGUGGACAUGUGGUCGGUGGGUUGCAUCUUCGGGGAGCUGCUGACCCAGAAGCCCCUAUUCCCCGGGAAGUCGGAGAUUGACCAGAUCAACAAAGUGUUUAAGGACCUGGGGACCCCCAGUGAGAAGAUCUGGCCUGGCUACAAUGACCUGCCAGCAGUCAAGAAGAUGGCCUUCAGCGAGUAUCCCUACAACAAUCUGCGCAAGCGCUUUGGGGCCCUGCUUUCAGACCAGGGGUUCGACCUCAUGAACAAGUUCCUGACCUACUUCCCCGGGAGGAGGAUCAGCGCUGAGGACGGCCUAAAGCACGAGUAUUUCCGCGAGACGCCCCUGCCCAUCGAUCCCGCCAUGUUCCCCACGUGGCCUGCCAAGAGCGAGCAGCAGAGGGUGAAGCGCGGAACCAGCCCGCGGCCCCCCGAGGGCGGCCUGGGCUACAGCCAGCUGGGUGACGAUGACUUGAAGGAGACCGGCUUCCACCUCACGACCACCAACCAGGGGGCCUCGGCUGCAGGCCCUGGCUUCAGCCUGAAGUUCUGAAGAUCACAGUGGCCGCAGGCCAGCCCACGCCCCGGGGGGAUUCGCCCAACUGCAGACUGCUGUGGCUGCUGGAGCUGUCUUGAGCCUCUCAGCUCCUCGUCGUUGUUCUGUUUUGUUUUUUGUUAUUUUGGUUUGUAAAUUUGUUGAAUGAAAUCACAUGUCCUUGUUGUGGAAGAACAGGCUGAAACCAGACACGCCCCACGUGUCCAGCAAGGAGAGAGCAUGUCUGGUGCGCCCCGCGCACGUGUGCGUGGGCAGGCCGAGAUUUGGGAAGGAGCUAGGGGGUCUUUAAUUUUCAGACUGGAGACCCGGUUCUGCGCUGGACAGGCGAUGCCUUCCUGCUGUCACCCGGAUGUCCAGACCAGCUCUGUCCCCACUGACAGGCCCAGACCUGGAAACAGCAGCCUCAGGUUCAGUGGGCUAUUUUUAUAUAUGAGGUUGUUUCAAGUUUUCAAAUGGAAUAAAAUAUUCUUGGAGGAAA
Molecule: messenger RNA, 3021 nt
Organism: Carlito syrichta (Philippine tarsier)
Lineage: Eukaryota; Metazoa; Chordata; Mammalia; Primates; Tarsiidae
Gene: CDK11B
Product: cyclin dependent kinase 11B
Exons: 20
Coding region: 153-2540 (795 amino acids)
Biological process (GO): regulation of mitotic cell cycle; protein phosphorylation
Cellular component (GO): nucleus
Molecular function (GO): ATP binding; cyclin-dependent protein serine/threonine kinase activity
Source: RefSeq, a predicted model, not a curated record